This is a messenger RNA of Drosophila innubila, 2232 nucleotides long. Its product is annotated as protein ST7 homolog. Bases 289 to 1893 code for a protein of 534 amino acids. NCBI's taxonomy places the organism in Eukaryota, Metazoa, Arthropoda, Insecta, Diptera, Drosophilidae. The transcript is spliced from 2 exons. The record is from RefSeq and is a predicted model, not a curated record.
ACUUAGUCCGAACGAUUCGAUACAACUCUAAUCUUCAGCAGGAUAAACGCUGAUAAGAGGGGGGAAUUUGUUUAUUUUCACAAAAGUUUUAAGCAAAUCAUAAGCCUAAAUAGGCAAAGCAUUUAGUGAAAGACGCUCAAAGCGAACGCUUGAAAAAAAAAACCGCUCGGUCGUGGCGGCGACAACAACAACAACAAUCGACUCAAACACAAACGCGUAGAGGAAAAAUACACAAAUUUGGCUGAAAGUGGUGGCAGCAACGGGAAGGGGAACGGAAAAGGGAACAGGAUGUGGGACUCGUCAAUGUUUCUGAGCACAUUGACGCCAAAGUUUUAUGUUGCGCUCACAGGCACCUCGAGUCUAAUUUCGGGUUUAAUUCUCAUUUUCGAAUGGUGGUAUUUUCGCAAAUACGGAACUUCAUUUAUCGAACAAGUAUCGAUCAAUCAUAUUAGUCCCUGGAUCAAUGGCAGUGAUGCACAGUCCGAGAAUGGCAGCGGCAGCAGCAGCAGCAGCGGCUCCAGCAGCAGCAGCAACGGCGGUGGGGGAGGCGGAGGAGGCGGGGGUGGUGCAAAUGGUGGCAGCAAUACGAAUGCAACCGGCAGCAGUGGUACACCCGAAUGCAAAGUGUGGCGCAAUCCAUUAAAUCUGUUUCGCGGCGCCGAAUAUCAGCGUUUCUUUUGGGCAACCAGCAAGGAACCGCUCACCUAUUACGAUAUGAAUCUGAGUGCCCAGGAUCAUCAGACGUUCUUCACCUGUGAGGGCGAUGCCCGCAAGGAGGAGUAUGAAAUCAUGCAGACGGCGUGGCGUGAACGUAAUCCGAUGCAGCGCAUCAAAUCCGCACAUAAUGCUUUGGAAAUCAAUGCGGAAUGUGCACCCGCUUAUAUACUACUCGCCGAGGAGGAGGCUAUGACCAUACUGGAGGCGGAGAAGAUACUGAAGACGGCGCUUAAGGUGGCGGAAAUCAAUUAUCGGAAAUCCCAGGCCACUCAGCAUCAGGGCGCCAUUGCGGAUGGUGUACACAGGCGGGACACGAAUGUGCUGAUCUAUAUUAAGCGUCGUCUGGCCAUGUGUGCCCGCAAGCUGGGCAAACUUAAGGAGGCGGCCAAGAUGUUUCGUGAUCUCACCAAGGAGAUACCCUCGAUAAUGAGUGUGCUGAACAUCCAUGAGAAUCUCAUUGAGACGCUACUCGAGAUGCAGGCGUAUGCCGAUUGCCAUGCCAUACUGGCCAAAUACGAUGACAUCUCGUUGCCCAAAUCGGCCACGAUUUGUUAUACGGCCGCAUUGUUAAAGGCACGUGCUGUCGCUGAUAAAUUCUCGCCGGAUAUUGCCUCGAAACGUGGCCUAAGUCCGGCCGAGAUGAGCGCCGUGGAGGCCAUACAUCGUGCGGUGGAAUUUAAUCCGCAUGUACCCAAGUAUUUGUUGGAAACAAAGCCGCUAAUACUGCCGCCAGAGCAUAUAUUGAAACGCGGUGAUUCCGAGGCAUUGGCCUAUGCGUUCUUCCAUCUGAAGCACUGGAAGCAGGUGGAGGGCGCCUUGAAUCUGCUGCACUGCACCUGGGAGGGCACAUUUCGUAUGCUGCCGUAUCCGCUGGAGCGCGGUCAUCUCUUCUAUCCAUAUCCAACGUGCACCGAGUGCGCCGAUCGCGAACUCCUGCCGGCCUUUCAUGAGGUCUCUGUGUAUCCGAAAAAGGAGUUGCCCUUCUUUAUAUUAUUCACGGCAGGAUUAUGCUCAUUCACCGCCCUGUUGGCACUGUUAACGCAUCAGUAUCCGGAGCCAAUGGGUUUGCUGGCACAGACAGUACUUACCUGGAUAUUGUAUCCGAUUCAAUUGCUCAAGGAGCGCAUCGAGGCAUUCUGGCCGUGCAAUCUGCUCCAGCAAUUGUCGCGUGUCUAAUCUCGAACUAUGGAGUAAAUGGAAAAUCGCCAACGCACAACAACAACAGCAACACUGCAUGCACACCACUACACACACACAAUCAGACUUACAGAUACAGAUACUAAGAUACAGAUACAGAUACACUCACAUCAGGAUAACCGAAGAAAAAACCAACCCAAGUUACAAAAGAACUCAUCACAUAUACAUACUAUAUAUCUAUGCAUAUAUAUAUAUGUAUCUCUAAAUAUAUAUAUAUAUACAUAUAUUUUGGAUCUUUGUCUGUGUUUCGUGAAAUAAUAAAAGAAAAGCAAGUAUGAACGAUUUGUGGAUACCCUGCUUGAAUAAUACACCUUCAAA